Cyclocybe aegerita is the source of this 348-nucleotide messenger RNA. Lineage: Eukaryota; Fungi; Basidiomycota; Agaricomycetes; Agaricales; Hemipholiotaceae. The record is from the annotation of a GenBank genome assembly.
AUGAUUGGUCGUAUUAUGAUUCGAGCCUCGUCGUCACCGGCCAAGCGCAUCACCGUGUCAGGCCUCCAACUUGCUCUCUUCCUCAACUUCGACCUCAUCCACGUCUAUGCCAUACGGGAUCACCACCUCGAUACGCAAGAACGACGGCCGCUGGCAAAAGCCUUACCAAGGACCCCUAUAUCCGCCUUUGUACGCACCGUGAUAGCCAUACCGCUCCUCGCGCUAUGUAGACAGCAUGCCCCAUUCGCGUGCCCCUACCUCUCUUUCUCGUCACCCGCACCCGCACUUCGACGAACGUCGUCUGUCUCCGGGUCUCUCCCCCCGACGCCUUCCUUGGCGUCGACAUGA